AUGUACCAUGUUAUUGAUAUGCCUCUUGACAUAGUCGCUGAUGAUGACAUCGAUUUGUUUGACGAGGAGCCACUGGAGGAUGACGUUGAGGGCGAGGCCCUUAUAGCUGCCGAUGAUCUCUUGCUUCUCGCAGAUGCUCCUGCUGAGGAAUCACCUGCCCAUUCACCUGUCCCAGACUCUUUCGAGUCUGUGGCAUCGGCACCAUCACACGCGCAGGGCGCGCAGCACUACUCGCAUGAUUCAGACCCCGAUAGGGCGUCAUCUGCUGCACCUGCCCCUGCUCCGAGUUUUGUUAUUGAUCACGACAUUGAUGAGGAUUCCGACCCCGUCUUCCCACCUGGGUUCGAUCCAGACCAGGACAUUGACUUUAUACACCUAGAUCAGCCCAUAGAGGACCCAGUUGAUCCUGUUGACCCUGCGUUUGCUGACCCUGCAGACUUCGAGAUGGAGUUUGACGACCCGGAGCCUGCUGUGGCCCCCGAGCCAGUAGUUGCUCCAGAUCCCGUGUUCGAGCAUGACCCUAUUCAUGCAGAUAUACCCAUUGUUGAUCCUUUGAUUGCUGAUGUACCUAUCGAUGAUCACCCUAUUGUUGUUCCACUAUUGGAGGAUGAGCAUGUUGUUGAUGUUCAGGUUGAUGCCCCUCACAUUGCUGAUAUACCCGCUGAUCCUGUUGUUGUUGCUCCUUUUCCUGACCCGGUGCCUCUAGAGCCUGACCAUGCACUCUUUGCGACUCAUGUUGACCCCCGUUAUGCGCUCACCCGGAAUGGGUGGAUAGUGGAUGAUGAUGAUUUUCCACCUUUUGUGGUACCAGUUACACCUGUUUCAGCACCUACUUCAGCUCCUUUUGAUGCACCCUUGUUCCCCACCCACACUGCUGAUGCUCACCGUACAGACCUGCCCAUCACAUUUCUCUAG
Molecule: messenger RNA, 915 nt
Organism: Helianthus annuus (common sunflower)
Lineage: Eukaryota; Viridiplantae; Streptophyta; Magnoliopsida; Asterales; Asteraceae
Product: cell surface glycoprotein 1-like
Exons: 1
Coding region: 1-915 (304 amino acids)
Source: RefSeq, a predicted model, not a curated record